UAAUUUUUACAAAUAUGAUAGGAUUUAGGAAUGAUUACUUUUAAGUAUUUAUUUUAAUGUAUACAUAUUACAUAUAUUUUAUUAGUCUAAUUUCUAUGUUCUAUUGUGUAAUGUGUAUUGUGUAUGUAUUACGUGUGUUAUAGACAUUUUUUGCGAUAGUUAUUAGAUGUUAUGUAUACAAAUAAUUACAAAAUGAAUACUAAAAGUAUACAAGAUCUGAAUAAAGAUUUAAGUAAUUGUUUACGAAUGUUGGACUCGACUAAAAUUACAGAAAGGAAGACUACUAGAGAAGAACUCCAAAAUCUAUUAGAUUGUGAUGACGUCAUUAAUAUUCUAAAUAAUAGUAGUAUUCAAAAAUCUCAAAGCUCAGAUAAUAUUGAUGGAAAUUUAACAACAUGGAAAAGUCUUUUAUUUGGUUGCCAUAGAUGUUUAAUUGUAGAAGUUGAAAAAGAAAAUAAAAAGCAGUCAAAAACUGGAGAAACUACUAUUAAAAUUCAACAACCUAAUUUGGAUGCUUGUUCUAGCUUAUUGAAAAAUGUUAUUAACAAAGCUAAUAAAAUAAGGCCAUUUUUACGGAGUGGAGACUUAUUAAAUUGUAUUACGGAUGUAUCUAGAAAUACUAUUUAUGAAAAAUAUACUGGAGAAAUUUACUAUAAAAUCUUGGAACAAAAUGUAUUGUCACCAAGUUAUUAUUGGCCAAUUUUGGGUGAGAAUUGGAAUGAAAUAUUUAAUUUGGCAUGUGAUAUUUAUACAAAAAAAUUUACAAAUAUAUCCAUAAAAAUUAUGAAUCAUGUUAUACUUAGAGGACACAAUCACUCUAACAUCACUUUGACUGCUAAAAAAAAAUUGUUUUUGUACUUGAAAAUAGCAAUUCAAGAUAGUAUUCAAAUUAACAAGGAUUAUAGUUUCAGAGAAGAUGUUAUUAGUCUUACAUUGUCAACAUUUAAAACGAUGGGAGUUGAAUGUCGCAUAUCAUUAUGUCAGUUUUCUGAAGAAAAUGCUAUCACUUUAAUGCAUUUGUAUAAGACCGGUGGACUUAAAAAGGUUCAAAAAUGUUUGUACAAAUUACUAACCAAAUUCAUUGAAAUCCAUCACCCAAAAUCUGUGGGUAUUGGACAUAAAGCUUCAUACGUCUGUAAUGCAAAUAAUUGGACUCGUGUAUUACUUGAAAUAUAUGAAUUUGUGUAUCAAGAAAUUCAACUAAUAAAAAAUUAUUCCAUUCAAAAUUGUCAAAAAUAUGUUUCAAAAUUAGCUAUUACAGUUUUUAAUGCGGUAUAUAAUAGCAAACUAAGUACAUCUCAUGGUUGUUCUGCGCCAAAAAGACAAAAGCUUGAUAUUAAUUUACUAAACUUUGUAGACAACAUGAACCCUUUAAAAACAACAGAAACAAAAUGUAUUUGGCUCACUAUAAUCAUAAAAGUACUUGGCAGUAAUUUAGUAGCAUUCUGUGAAAAUGAAUACCUCAAUUUACUACAAUACAUCACAAAAAUAUUAAAUGUAUAUAAUAAAGAUAAGAUUUUAACUGAAAGGCUCCUUAAGUGUUGUCAAGCUGUAAUUCAAGCUGAAAAAAUUAUGUGUUUAACCGCUUCAAGUUCUAGUCAAACUGACACUUUCUACAAAAAUGUUUGGAUUUUUGCUUUUAAAAUCAUUGCAUCAAAUGAAAACUUGGAAUCAUCUCAUAGCCUUCUGCAAGCUCUCAUUAUUUCGGAUCACUGGCAUGAUGAAUUAUAUAUUGACACACUACGUCCUUAUUUUAAUAAUACAAUUAAAAUAAAUGAUAACAGUUUGAAAACUUUAAUUGUGUUAUUCAAGAAAAGAGGAUAUUCGAACAAAGCUUUUAACAAGUCUAAUAAAGACAUAUUGCUUGAAUGGUUGUUACCUACAAGUGUAAUUGUUGAACCUUUCUUAUCUUGGCCACAUUCAAAAAUUGAUCCUGAGCUACUUUCACACAUAGUUUACUAUAUGAUGACAAAUAUUAUGACCAACAAAUUAUUUUUAAACAACCAUUAUUUAGCAGCAGAAACUAAAUCAAAUUAUUUGAUGGAUAUUUAUUUUUAUCUGAAACUUCAAGAUAUUCCAAGAGUUAUGCCAAAAUCAAUUGAACAUUUAGAAAUUAUUAAUGAAAAGCAAAUAUUUGAUGAUUUAACAUGUCAAAAAUUAACAAAGUUUUUCAAAGAAGUGUUGUUAUUUGAAGAGGAUCCUAAAGCAAUAAAAUACCUUGAAAUGAUUUUAACUCAUACAAAUUUUGUGUGCUUUGUAGAAAAUCAGUUAAUGCAGCUGGAUAUUAAUCCUAUAUCUUUCGAGCCACUUAAAGUAAAGUGUUUGGAAAGAUUAAACAGUGUAUUUUCUGAACAAGAAUGGAAUUUCAAUGAUAAUGAUAAUAAGGAAUUUGUGAAUAUGUGUUCUUUAUAUUAUGAAAGAUUAAAUUCUGUUAACAAUGAAAUAUUAAAUAAAAUUAAACAUCACAAUUCAAACAAACACAUAAUGAAAAAACUUUAUAGCUUGACUGAUAUAAAUGAUUCAACAGAGACUGUUAAAGUAUUAGAUUACAAUUUACUCACAAAAAAACAAGUAUUGAGUAUAGAAGCCACAAAAGUUAUGUUAAAAGUAUGUUUGGUUGAAUGUCGUACAAAUUUUGAUCAUGAAAAAUCAUUUCUUAAAAAUCUCCUUGAUAUAUUUGAAAACUUGGAUGAUCAUUUAUUUUCUCAGCCUUGCACUUUUUACAAAGUAUCAAAUUUUAUUCAUGGUGUGUUAAGUAUAAAUAAUUUACCAGAACAAAUGUUACUUCAAACAAACAAACUCAUUAAACAACUUGCUAAACAUUGGUGCAAUCACCAGUAUGGAUUCAUUAAGAUAGUACAACUUUUACAGGGUGCUGUAACUAGAAUUAACCAAUACAGCUCAAAUAAAGUGUGUACCAGUAAUUUAUUAAUGAUCAUACAGUCUAUACAAAAAGUAUCAAUUGGUAAAAAAUGUGGCCCAACAAUGAUUUGUGCUUUUGUCAAUUUUCUUGGUCACUUUGCAUUUCCAAUCAAUGGAAGUUUUGGUACAAAUUGGUCUACAGCAAAUAUAGAAUCGUUGAGUCCUAAAUCAAUAUUAAAUUAUUUAAAAAGUUCAUUCUUAGAAGUUAGACUUACAGUAAUUAAAUAUUUAUACAUAAUAUGUGAUGCCUACGAAAAUGAUUCAAAAGCUUACAAAAUCAGUUACAAAGAGAUGAUUGAAAUUAUAUUAGAAAAUCUCCAAGAAGGGUUCAUUGUAGACGGUAAUAUUUCUGAAGAUGAACGGGAGGAUGAAUAUAUGAAUCGGAUUUCUACAUAUAUGCUGUGUAUGCAAGCAUUAAUAGUUUCAAGCAAUACAUAUAGGAAACGUUGUCUGUUUGAGAUUCUACAUACUGUUAAUAGCAAAAAUCUAAGUUUAAAUUUAGUCUACAGUGUAUUUGAAGGGAUAGAAACAGAGUUAAAAAUAAAAUGUUAUUUAGAUUUGUUAGAAGAUUAUUUAAAUUAUUUGCUGUGGGAAUGGCAUUCUAAAUAUUCUAGUCUAAAGGAAUUUCCGUUUGUAUUGUUUAACUGCACAACUUUAGACAAGUUUUAUGAUAAAUACUUGUACAAUAUUAUGCCUAUUUUCAUUGUUAGAAAUGAUAUUGCAUCAUUAAACUGUUUAAACAUGCUAGAUGACAAAAUAAAAGAACAUUUUUCAGUAAUAUAUGCUCAUUUAAUGGCUAUUAAAACAGGAGAUAAAACUAGCAUAGAUUAUGAAAAAAUACAAUUUUUCGUCGAAAAUCAUUUAGGCCAACUACUUUUUAAUGAACUAAUCAAAAUGCAGUUCUCAAAUAUUCUAUUACAAUGCAUUAAAAUGGUUGUCACUAAUGAACCAACAGACUGUCCGAUGCAAAUUGACAAAAAACAAUUAUUAAGCAUUUUUGACUAUUUUCAAAUAACAUAUGUUAAAAAUAACAUUCCAUUUUUGAUAAUCAUGUCAAAAAGACAACCUAAACUUAUCCAGACGAUUGUCCAUACAUUGUAUGUUAAUAUUUACAAAAGAACAUCAAAAGAUUUAAGAUUCCAGUCAUUUUUCCAGUAUACACAAUUUAUGAAACUUCUAAUUGAUCUACUAACAAAGGACAAUGAAUUAAAUAACUUUUUGUCUUUUCUUGUUUACCAAUCAAUUCAAGCAAUAGUAGUUUUAACAAAUCAAAAUUAUUCUGAAAUUCAACAUUUUGUUUUUGAAUAUUUAGAGUGGCUUGUAAUAAGUCAACAACGAGUGUUAUUAAAUGAGAAGAAUAUUUAUAUUAAUCAACUUUUAUCAUGUAAUUUGAGAAAUAAUGCAAAUAAACCGUCGGCUAUUGGAAAAAUAUCGUUUAAAAUUUUAAAUGUUCUUCGAGAAUUAAAUGGCUUUAACACAAACACUAUUACUACUACGAAUCCAAAUAAUAUAUGUAGUUUGCAUAAAGCUCUUACUGAUUUUCUUUCUAAAAAAAAAGAAAAUAUUGAUCCAAUUCAUAGCUUAAAACUAUUAAAGCACAAACUAAAAGCUUCUGAAGAUGAGUUACAACUUAUGUACAGAGAACUACAUGAAAUGAGGGGAUUUUCAGAAGACUGUGCUCAAAGUGUCUUGCAUUGUCUUAUUUGCUCACUUAUUCAAUAUUCGUUUGACGCUGACCAUGAGAUUAAAAUUUUAGCAGCCAGUUGUCUUGGAAUAUUGGGUCCCUCUGAGUUAACAACACUUAUAUUGCAACCAGAACCUGAAAUAUUUAAACCUAAACCAAAUACUAAUCCAGAAAACUCAUUUCUUAAGCAUAUUGUUGAGUUGUUAUUAAAUUAUUUAAGUGACGGUAACAUUUCUGUUAUGGAAGCAAGCAACAAGUCAUUGAUUAAAAUUAUGGCUACUCAAGAAAGAUGUUCUUUGUAUGAGGAAAUAGGUGCAAGUCGCUUAUAUCCAUUUAAUUACACUCAAACAACAGAAGAUGUUCCUAAUAACUUUAGCUUUGAAGAAUUCAAUAAAAAUGUUGAUGAAAAUAAUAUUUGGUGCCCAUCUGGUAUAGUUUCAACUUCAUUUGAUACUUGGAUUACACGUAUAACAAAAGCCCUUCUUAGUACCUUCGAAGGCUAUUGUCAGAGCCUAUUGCCAAUUGCUGAACAUAAACCAAUUUUUUGUGAACAAAUUUUACCACAUCUAGUUCUAUUUAUUUUAAAAUGCAAUAUUCAAACAAGGGCUGUAUUCAGUAAACACUUGAAUAACUUCUUCAUUAAGCACUAUGAAAUAAGAAAUGUAAUGACUAAUGGAUGUUGCAAUGUUGCCAAAAAUGAAAAUAACAUUUACUGGAAUAGAUCAGCUGUACAAUGUAUUUUAAAUGUAAUCAAUUUUGUCAGACUACAACAAAACAAUUUUCUACAAAAUAUAUUAGAUGUCAAUUAUCUAUAUGUGGCCCAGGCUGCACAGUUUUGUUCUGCAUACUUCACAUCUAUAUUAUACUUAGAAAUUUGGUGUGAAACAGAAAAUAUCAGCAUAGAUCGUUGGACCAUGUCAUUCAACCCUGUAGAUGUAAUCACUGAAAAAUUACCUAAAGAUGGUCUCUUGCUGCAAGUUAUUCUUAAUGAAGCGUACACAAAUAUUGGUGAUUGUGAUGCUAUUGAAGGAUGUGGUUCAGCUCAUCUUCUCACUCUUCCUUCUCGUACACAUUAUUAUCAGCUCCUCGGAAAAUGGGAUCGGGUUAUGGAAAGUUGUGAUUUACAACUUUGUUCAAGAACAGUAAACCAAGAUUAUUUGAGUGCUCUUACUAAUUCUGGACUGCAAAACAUAGCACACUCACUAACUGUACAAAGUGAUAGUCCAAAAUAUGAAUGUUGCUGGCAGCUUGGCAAUUGGAAUUUGCCAGAUAGAGGAGAUAGUUCUUUUGAAGCAUUGCACUAUCACGCAAUGCAAUGCAUCUACCAGAAAAAUCAACAAGGAGUUAUUCCACUCAUAAAUAAAGCUCGGCUGGCAGUAGUUGAAUCUCUAGCUUGCGCCAGUUUAGAAUCAACAGCAACUAUCUAUGUUCCACUCGUGAAAUUAAAAAUGCUUGAGGAUCUUGAAGACUACAUCAUGAUAAAAGACAAAAGUACUUUAUCUCUAAAUUGGCGUAAUCGAACAGCACUUAGGACAAAUGAUUUUGUGCAUUCCAAUCAAAUUCUCAUACAGCGCUCCGUCCUUCUAGAUUUUAAUGGUGAUGAUAAAUCUGGUAUAUUGCGAAUAAAUAUAGCAGAACUUGCACGUGAAGAUGACAGACUUCAAGAAGCUGGUAGACAUUUAGCAACCAUUGUGUCUUUACAAAACUAUCAAAUACACACAACUCUAUGGGCCAAAGUAGAAGAAGCAAGGCUUUUGUGGCUAAGAAAUGAUUGCCACAUAGCACGUGUACUAUUAAAAUAUGUUGUUGAAGAACUAGAAAACUAUGAAUACCCAUUUUUAAACUCUUUAGCCUUACAACUUUAUGGCUCUUGGAUUGAAGAAACAAAAUCUGAAAAUAUUUCAAAUAUAAUAAAAAGAUACUUCGAAAAGGCUAUUAAAUUACUUAAUUUUGAAUUGGAUCAACAAGAAGAAUUUGGGCUUGAGUGCAAAAAAGUAUUAUCAGAUGCACAUAAACGUUUAUCCAGAUAUACUGAUACAUUAUAUCAACAAGUAUCAAAGUAUAUAAAAACUGAAAAUCUAGAAAAGAGAUUACAUGAAGUAGAAGAAGUUAAAGAAAAAGCUAGAGCUUUAAUUAAUGUGGCUAAAUCCACUAAAAAUAAUGAAAAACUUAAAGCUGGUGCUUUGCUAAUGAAUCAAAGCUGUAUAGAUGAAAGUGAUAUAAGCAACACAAACUUAGAACGGAUGAAUUAUUUAAAACUUGCACUACGAAACUAUUUACGUUUAAUCGCAUUAGAGAGCGAGGGUGAACUGCCAAUCUACAGGAUUUUAUCAUUAUGGUUGGAAAACAAAGAUAGUCCUGAAAUAAACUUAAUGGUGAAUCAGGGAUUUGAGAAAAGCCCAUCAUAUAUGUUUGUUUCGAUACUUCCUCAACUAGUUGCUCAUUUAUCUACCAAUCUCGAACAUCAGUUUCAUAUUACAAUAGAAAGGCUUAUAAAUCGCUGUGCUAAAGAACACCCUCACCAGACAAUUCCAAUUGUUUAUGCUGUUGCCAAUUCAUGUAUAGAUCAAAAGUAUAUUGAAGGACAAGAAUCUGUAGAUGAACCUAGGAUAAAUGCUGCAAAACUGCUAAUGUCUAAUUGGAAACAUGACUCAGAUAUUAGUUAUCUAGUAACUGCUAUUGAGACAUUAUAUGAAGCUUUAAUAAAUUUAGCAUACACUAAAUUGGCAAGCUCUCCUGGUGAAAAAGCUGAAAUUCCCAAUAAUGUAGCUCUUAUGAAAAUUAAAAAUUGUAAUGCACUAUGUCCUGCUGUUACACUGCCAUUAAAUAAAAAUGGACAAUAUCCAAUUAUUAUUAGUGUUGUCAAUUUUAAAAACUCGUUUAUGAAUGCUGGCGGUAUACAUCAACCCAAAAAAAUAGAAUGUAUAUGUUCUGAUGGCAAAACUAGACCACUUUUGUUAAAAGGGAAUGAAGACAUGCGCCAAGAUGCAAUUAUGCAACAAGUAUUUGUCUUGAUGAACAGACUUCUUAAAGCAAACAAAUCAACAUCACAGAGAAAAUUAACAAUUAGAACAUACAAAGUUGUACCUUGUUCACAACAAAGUGGUAUAGCUGAAUGGUGUACGGAUACAAUGUCUCUUGGUGAUUAUUUAAUUGGUAGAAACUCAAAACCAGGUGCUCAUCAAAAAUAUAGACCUGACGACAUCCCACCGGGAGAAGCAAGAAGUAUUAUUCAAAGCUCACGUAAAGACAGUAAUUUUGCUAGAGAGAAAAAAUAUUUAGCAGUGUGCAAAAAUUUUAAACCAGUAUUUCGUUACUUUUUCUUUGAAAAAUUUAUGUAUCCCUCUAUUUGGUUUGAAAGACGACAAGCAUAUAUUCACAGUGUCGCUACUACAUCUAUGGUUGGAUAUAUAUUAGGAUUAGGUGAUCGACAUGUACAAAAUAUAUUAAUUGAUGAUAAAACAGCUGAACUCAUUCACAUUGAUUUUGGUAUAGCAUUUGAUCAAGGUUCUAUAUUAAAUACUCCAGAAACUGUGCCUUUUAGGCUGACAAGAGAUAUAGAAGAUGGCAUGGGUAUUUGUGGCAUUGAAGGAACUUUCCGAAAAUGUUGUGAGAAAACAAUGUCGGUCUUAAGACAAAAUCAAGAAGUUAUAGUUACUGUAAUUGAAGUGUUGUUGUAUGAUCCAUGUUAUCAAUGGACACUGACUACAGAAAAAGCAGCUAAAAUACAAGAUCACUCAAUCGUUUCAAACUUGAAGAACCCUGAUGAAGUAAACAAGUUAGCAGAAAGAUCUUUAAACAAAGUGCGUGUGAAGUUAUGCGGAAUAGAAGAUAUUGGAAGUACAAGCAGCGUUAGUGGACAAGUCAACAGACUUAUACAAGAAGCAAGAGAUCCUAAAAAUUUGUCACUACUAUUCCAUGGCUGGCAAGCACAUUUGUGAUCAAAAAUAAAAGUUUCUAAAAUGUGUAGUUUUAAGUUUUUCAAAAUAUUGUGGUGCUAUAAUAAAAUGUAGCUUUUUUAGCUUUCAUGCAGCUAAAAGAAAGUUUAUUUUUUAAAGUAAAACUUAUUUUGUUUAUUUAAUCUAUUUGUUCUAAUUAUCAAAACCUUUAUCUUAACCUAACCUCUGUUAAUCAGAUAAUAUAAAACUAAAUGAUGAUUUAGUAAUCCAAAGUUGAAAAAAAUAUUGUUUUAUCCCUUGAAAUAAAAAAAACUCCAAAGCUUGAACAAGUUUUUUACACAUUACAUAUUUACAAAGAAAUUGUCAAAAAUUUCCAUCAAUUGCUUUUAAAAUGGCUGAAAUUAAUCAUGCCCAAACUAUUUCAGCUUUUGUAAGGGUUGGAGUUGUGUACUUUUUUAUGCAGUUUU
Adelges cooleyi (spruce gall adelgid) is the source of this 8972-nucleotide messenger RNA. It is a transcript of the gene tefu, whose product is annotated as serine-protein kinase ATM. Gene Ontology annotation, molecular function: protein binding; protein serine/threonine kinase activity. The record is from RefSeq and is a predicted model, not a curated record. Gene Ontology annotation, biological process: DNA repair. NCBI's taxonomy places the organism in Eukaryota, Metazoa, Arthropoda, Insecta, Hemiptera, Adelgidae. Bases 172 to 8547 code for a protein of 2791 amino acids. The transcript has 51 exons.